Messenger RNA from Dermacentor silvarum, 1280 nucleotides. RefSeq names its product mesencephalic astrocyte-derived neurotrophic factor homolog. Lineage: Eukaryota; Metazoa; Arthropoda; Arachnida; Ixodida; Ixodidae. Gene Ontology annotation, cellular component: endoplasmic reticulum. The record is from RefSeq and is a predicted model, not a curated record. Gene Ontology annotation, biological process: dopaminergic neuron differentiation; neuron projection development. The transcript is spliced from 4 exons. The coding region runs from base 274 to 816 and encodes 180 amino acids.
CGCCGAUUCCAGCCCACAGUAGGUGGCGCCUUCGAAUUUUGGCGAAGACGUGUCGGAUUUUCAUUCAAAGAAGUUGGAUUGGGGAGAUUUGUUUCGGCCCCCACUGUCUUGACCAUCGCGUGUGAGACACGUCGCUUAUAGUUGGCUUGGUUAAUACUCGCGCGUGGGCUAUUCGUCGAGUCGUAUCCGUUGUACAAGUGCCGUCGUCGUCGUCGUCACUCCGCCGGCGUCAAGAGGGUCGUGUCGGCGUGGUCGCAGGAGACAGCCAACAAGAUGCGAUCCAGCGCUGAAGUGCCAGCGCUCUUGCUGUUCCUCGUGGUGUGUCUGCAAGCCUCGUUACUUCUCGUCUCGGGGAAAUCGCUGAAAGAAGGCGAAUGCGAGGUGUGUGUGGGUGUUCUCAAGAAGCUGCACGGGAGGCUGGAAGUCGAGGAGAGGACCAAUGAGGACUCCAUCACAGCGGGCUUUAUGGAGCUCUGCAAAGACGUCAAGGGACCAGAGCAGCGCUUUUGUUACUAUGUUGGUGGCCUGGAGGAGUCGGCUACACGGAUCGUGGGUGAGAUGUCUAAGCCGUUCAGCUGGGGCAUGCCCCUUCUGAAGGUGUGCGAGAAGCUGCUGGCCAAGGAUGCCCAGAUCUGCGACCUCAAGUAUCCAAAGGUUAUCGAUUUGAAGACAGUGGACCUAAAGAAGCUCAAGGUCAAGGACCUCAAGAAGAUCCUCAACGACUGGGACGAGCGGUGCGAAGGUUGUGUCGAGAAGACGGACUUUGUCAGGAGGAUAGAGGAGCUCAAGAAGGUGCACAUGCGCGAAGAACUCUGACCUCUCUGUGGUGCUUACACUGCUGUACAGAUAGACCACCACCACCACAAUGGCCACCACUGCAAGACGUGUCCUCUUCACUCCCGCUGGUCACCGACCCCUUUGUCCUCCUCCAUAACUCCUCCCCUUUUUUUGUUGUUGGCAGGGCAGUGGAGUCCUUGGUUACAUUUUUGGGGAAAGGGUGGGUAGCAUUCUAAUUUAUCAACUUUUUACACUGCUUAUAUGUACAGGGCAUUGAGUAAAGGACUGUCACUUUUUUGUUUUCUUCUCGUGCGUGUAUGCGCAAGAAAUGAAGUCAUCUUUCUUUUUUUUUCACAAGCACUGUGAGCCCAUUUUACUGCCUGAAACAACCUGGAACGUCACUCUCACAGAGUGAAGACAAUGUUCUGGGCAAGCAGCAUUUGAACUAAAACUGCAUACUCUGACUCAUAGGCAAAGAAAAUUAAAGUGUUUUGUGAAUUCUC